Leptopilina heterotoma is the source of this 2110-nucleotide messenger RNA. RefSeq names its product alpha-N-acetylgalactosaminidase. Gene Ontology annotation, biological process: oligosaccharide metabolic process; glycosylceramide catabolic process; glycoside catabolic process. NCBI's taxonomy places the organism in Eukaryota, Metazoa, Arthropoda, Insecta, Hymenoptera, Figitidae. Gene Ontology annotation, cellular component: cytoplasm. The record is from RefSeq and is a predicted model, not a curated record. The coding region runs from base 527 to 1852 and encodes 441 amino acids. Gene Ontology annotation, molecular function: alpha-galactosidase activity. The transcript has 8 exons.
AUAAAGCCGCGCCAGUCGCUCCGGCGACGUCGAGUCGAGAGUCAAGUUCUGAUGUUGUGUUAUUGUGGGAACAAAGAAACGUGCUAAACAAUUUACGUUUAGAAUUCGAAUCGUUCUCGUAUUUGCUACAUAUAUACAUAUACCCACCCACUUGCAAUCACGCUCGUUUAUUUCUAUACUAUAAAUGGAUACAACUCCACUGUUUCAUGUACAUGCUGUGUGAACGUCUUGUAUCUCUGUGUAUAUGUAUAUGAAAGGAAACCAAUCACACACAAUGGGGAGUUAGUUCUCUUGGCUGUGUGUUAAAAAUGAAAUGGGGCAUUGGGUGAAAGUACUCUUGGUACUCGGAGGUCUUAUAUCAGAUCAGUCUGCCAGGAGCUGUUCAGGAUGUGGUUCGUGUUAUAUUUACGAAGAGCUCCUGAUGUGAGCCAUUCGGAAUAAUAUUUUUCUCGCUCACUUCAUUUUAUAUAUAUAUAGAAAUAAAAAAAACAAACACCACGUGUUCAUUUUUUAAAAAAAACAAAAAAUGCAGUUGACAAGGACAUGGGGUCUAUUGUUUGUGGGAAUUUUAACUUUGGCAUGUUUCGUGAAUGCCCUGGAUAAUGGAUUGGCACGAACACCACCAAUGGGGUGGCUAGCUUGGGAAAGGUUUCGCUGCAAUACCGACUGUAAAAAUGAUCCUGACAAUUGUAUCAGUGAUCGACUAUUUAGAACAAUGGCAGAUAUUGUCGUAUCGGAGGGAUACGCCGAUGCUGGAUAUGAAUAUAUUAAUGUAGAUGAUUGUUGGUUGGAAAAGGAUAGAGAUUCAACUGGUCAAUUAGUACCUGACAGACAAAGAUUUCCAUAUGGAAUGAAGAGUCUGGCAAAUUAUGUACAUUCGAAAGGAUUGAAAUUCGGAAUUUAUGAGGAUUAUGGAAAUUACACGUGUGCAGGAUAUCCGGGAGUUCUCGGUUACUUGGAGACUGACGCUGCAACAUUCGCAUCCUGGGAUGUUGAUUACGUUAAAUUAGAUGGAUGUUAUGCUCAUCCUAGUGAAAUGGAUCGAGGAUACCCGGAAUUUGGAUUUCAUUUGAAUCGAACCGGACGGCCAAUGAUUUAUUCCUGCAGUUGGCCUGUUUAUCAAAUUUACGCUGGCAUGCAGCCAGAUUUCAAGGCGAUAAUACGACACUGCAAUUUGUGGAGGAAUUUCGAUGAUAUUCAAGAUUCAUGGAAUAGUCUCGAAACAAUUAUUGAUUACUACGGCAAUAAUCAGGAUGCAAUUGUACCAAAUGCUGGACCCGGUCAUUGGAACGAUCCCGAUAUGUUAAUUAUCGGUAAUUUUGGUUUAAGUUACGAGCAAAGUAAAACGCAAAUGGCACUUUGGGCAAUACUUGCAGCGCCACUUUUAAUGUCCGUUGAUUUACGAACAAUUAGGCCCGAAUAUAAGGCAAUUUUGCAGAAUAAAAAAAUUAUUGCCGUCGAUCAGGAUCCACUUGGAAUACAGGGACGAAGAAUUUACAAGCAUAAAGGCAUUGAAAUUUGGGCGAGACCAAUAACGCCAAUUGAUCAAUCUUAUUAUUCAUAUGCAAUUGCAUUUUUGAAUAGAAGAACUGACGGAACUCCGUCUGAUGUUUCGGUGACGUUAAAGGAACUCGGUUUGCAAUAUCCUGGUGGCUAUCGAGUCGAGGACUUGUACGAGGAUGUCGAUUACGGAAUUCUCACGCCAUUGACAAAAAUCAAAGUCAAAGUAAAUCCAUCGGGAGUUGUAAUUUUAAGAUGUGAUUUGCAAGUCGAUGAUUUGUAUCUUGCUGAUCAAUAUACGCCGUACGUGCCUCUAAAUCAAGUCUUCAAGGAAAGAAACAGUUUCAAAUAACUUGCCAGUUAGAUUUUUAGUUUCAUUUCGUGUUUUUUUUUAUAAUUUAAUUGUUUUUUCUACCCGAGAAAAAGAAACUUUAUAUAGCAAAAAAAAGAAAGAAUCUUUCUUUCAAAAGAAAAUGUUACCAUAAUUUUUUUAUAUAAGAAAAACGUAGAGUACAAUAUUACUUUGUAUGAUGUAUCUUUACGUAUGUACAUAUGUGAUACAUAUUAUUUACGAAGUUAUGAAAUUAAAAUUUAAAAAAAAAUACAAGAA